GCACCAUCCGCUUUUGGUCUGUCUACAGUUUUGUUACGUGAAGGACAUACUCGUAGGCAGGUCCGACAACAUUUGUUGAUUUUUGCAUUAGCCGCUCCAUUGUCCGCACUUGUGACAUAUACUUUACUACAAAGAAACAAUGAGUUAGAUCCAACUGGUAUGAAAUGGUGGACUGCGAUGUUAUUACUCUUUUCCGGGGGCACAUUCUUAUAUGUUGCGAUGCAUGUAAUGCAAGAUAUUAUUAGCAGUGCAAAAGAUGGUGGAAUCAACGGAGGACACAGUGGCGGUAAAUUAGAAAAAUCGCAUAUUGGUUUCAUGCUAUUAGGAAUGUUUCUACCGUUGUUACUACAUUUCGAACACGGACAUUAA
Acaulospora morrowiae is the source of this 369-nucleotide messenger RNA. Lineage: Eukaryota; Fungi; Glomeromycota; Glomeromycetes; Diversisporales; Acaulosporaceae. The record is from the annotation of a GenBank genome assembly.